UCCUCCCUGUCCAGGUGUCGUGGUCAUCUUCAGGCUACAGAUGCACAUGCUAAAUGGGGCUCUUCUGGCAUUGCUUUUUCCUGUGGUGAACACUCGUCUGCUCCCCUUGGAGUUGGAAAUCUACUACAUUCAACACAUCAUGCUUUAUGUGGUGCCAGUCUAUCUGCUGUGGAAAGGAGGUGUCUACACUCCUGAGCCGCUCUCCAACUUUUGGUGGGCCCUCCUGGCGACUGGCCUAAUGUUCUUCUAUCAUUUUAGCAUUUUACAGUUCCUGGGCCUGGUGAGUGUGACUGUUGCCAUCUCCUUUACCCUCCACUGUUAUGCUCUCUCUGUAUUCUUUUGUUCAGAGCCUGAUGGCUAAGGCCAAUGGGUUGUGGGGGGGUAGAGGGGGGAAGG
Molecule: messenger RNA, 396 nt
Organism: Gracilinanus agilis (Agile Gracile Mouse Opossum)
Lineage: Eukaryota; Metazoa; Chordata; Mammalia; Didelphimorphia; Didelphidae
Gene: TMEM164
Product: transmembrane protein 164
Exons: 4
Coding region: 41-361 (106 amino acids)
Source: RefSeq, a predicted model, not a curated record